AUGGGUUACACAUUAGCUAUGAUUGGUUGUGGUGUUAUGGGCCAAGCUGUUCUAUCAGCAAUUUAUAAUGCACCAAAAGCUGAAUCUUUAGAAGAGAAAACUAGAUUCCCAGCAAAGAUUAUUGCAAGCAAUUAUGAUGAAGAAAGUGCCAAGUUGGUAACUGACCUAAUUAACGGUUUUUCUGAGUCUCCAAACGGUAUUGUAGUCGAAUCUACAUGGGGUAAGAAUGAAGAAGUAGUUGAAGAGGCGCAAGUUAUAUUUUUAGGUGUCAAACCAUUUGUCGUUAACGAAGUUAUGGAACCAUUGAUUGAAAAAGUAUCUGGUAAAUUAUUGAUUUCUAUCUGUGCAGGAUGGACCAUUGAAAGCCUAUCCAAGUAUUCAAAUCAAGUUUCAAGAAUCAUGACUAACACUCCUGCCAAAUACGGUUAUGGCUGUGCAGUAGUUUCUCAUUCUCCACAAGUAUCCAUCUCCCAAAAGCAAAUUGUAAAACAAUUGAUCAGUCAAGUUGGUAAAUACGUUGAACUUCCAGAAAAGAACAUGGAUGCAGCCACAGCAUUAGUGGGUUCAGGUCCAGCCUUUGUUUUAUUAAUGUUAGAAUCAUUGAUGGAAAGUGGUAUUAAAAUGGGUAUUCCAUUGAAAGAAAGUAAAGAAUGUGCAAUGAAAGUCAUGGAAGGUACUAUCAAGAUGGUAGAAGAGAGUGGUCAACACCCAAGUGUCUUGAAACAUCAAGUCUGUACACCAGGUGGUACUACCAUUGCAGGUUUAUGUGUUAUGGAAGAUAAAGGUGUCAAAAGUGGUAUUAUCAGAGGUGUCGAAGAAGCCUCAAUUGUCUCUGCAAAAUUAGGUAAAAAAUAA
Molecule: messenger RNA, 855 nt
Organism: Vanderwaltozyma polyspora DSM 70294
Lineage: Eukaryota; Fungi; Ascomycota; Saccharomycetes; Saccharomycetales; Saccharomycetaceae
Gene: PRO3
Product: pyrroline-5-carboxylate reductase
Exons: 1
Coding region: 1-855 (284 amino acids)
Biological process (GO): L-proline biosynthetic process
Molecular function (GO): pyrroline-5-carboxylate reductase activity
Source: RefSeq, a predicted model, not a curated record